Argiope bruennichi is the source of this 1684-nucleotide messenger RNA. RefSeq names its product alkylglycerol monooxygenase-like. The coding region runs from base 192 to 1547 and encodes 451 amino acids. The record is from RefSeq and is a predicted model, not a curated record. Gene Ontology annotation, molecular function: oxidoreductase activity; iron ion binding. The transcript is spliced from 12 exons. Gene Ontology annotation, biological process: lipid biosynthetic process. Gene Ontology annotation, cellular component: endoplasmic reticulum. NCBI's taxonomy places the organism in Eukaryota, Metazoa, Arthropoda, Arachnida, Araneae, Araneidae.
CAUCUCCUGUGCCUCAGCCGUUAUUUAUCAAAGGUCAUGUGACUUCCAGUAUUGUUAAAAAGUUUAGACGGCAUCUUAACCAAAUGCGUAGUGUUAUGAAAGUUGAGAACCUGUUGAAUGAAAUAAAAGCAACUCCACUGGUGCUGAAAAAGUAUAAAUGUAAACCAAUCAAAUUUGGAUAAUUCGGAAACAUGGGGGUCACGGAUGUCUUGGAAACUUUUGGAUAUUUAUUCUAUGUUGUCAGCCCCAAUCGAACAGCGUUCGAAAAAGUAAAGGAUGUGCCAGAUUAUAAUCUGCAGGUUGUACCAUGCUUCUUUGUACUGGUUAUGCUGGAAAUAUUAAUCAAGUACAUUCAAAAGGAUCCCGUGAGGCUUAACGAUGGCAUAACGUCAAUAUCUCAAGGAAUGCUGUCAGAAACGACAAGAAUAUUUCUACAGAGUUGGAAAUUGACUUCCUAUAUUUAUAUUUAUACAAAUUGGAGACUUGUCACCCUUCCCUGGGACUCAUUAUGGACUUGGUGGAUUGCUUUUCUUACGACAGACUUCGUUUACUACUGGGCGCACAGAGCGAGUCAUGAAAUCAAUUUUCUGUGGGCAGCUCACCAAGUGCACCACAGCUCCGAAGAUUACAACUUAUCAACGGCCCUGAGACAAUCUGUACUGCAAAGCUAUUUCGUAUGGGCUCUUUACCUACCAUUGGCAUUGAUCGUUCCACCUACGGCAAUCCUCGUGCAUCUUCAGUUCAAUUUACUGUAUCAAUUUUGGAUACAUACUGAGGUUAUAGGGAAAAUAGGACCUCUUGAAUACAUAUUGAAUACUGCCAGUCAUCACAGAGUGCAUCAUGGUCGAAAUCGAUACUGCAUCGACAAGAAUUAUGCUGCAGUUCUUAUUAUUUGGGACAGAAUGUUUGGAACAUUUCAGCCAGAAGAUGAAGAAGUGGUUUAUGGUUUGACACAUCCCAUAAAUUCCUUUGAACCCAUAUAUGUUCAAGCUUGCCAUUUUAUGCACAUGUGGAGAAUGUUCUGGUCAGCAAAAGGGCUAAUGAACAAAUUAUCAGUCAUUUUUAAAGGUCCCGGAUGGUCACCUGGGAAACCACGGCUCGGAUGUGUUGAGGAUAUACCCGAUGUUAAAGCCCCGGUUGAAAAAUACUCUCCUGCUUUACCUACUUGGUGCAAAAUAUAUGCUUUCCUCCACUUAUUGCUGCUAGUACCUUUAUAUACUGAAAUGAUAAAAGGGCAGCACGUAAUUCCUCCACUGAUUCUAUAUGGUGGGGUUAUGUUUGAAGUAUUAUCACUUUCAAUUAUAGGCUUAUUUCUGGAAGCAAGACCAUAUGCACCAUGGUUGGAGCUUAUGCGGUGUGUCAUGUAUAUAGCUGUAGACAUCUUCUUUGUUCCUUGGUCGAGACUGUCGCUGCUAGAGCCGUUUUACCAAGUAGCUGUUCUUACUGUGAUCCGUGGUAUAUUCCUGGUAUCUGUUAUCAUCUGGUUGAGACACUUUGUCAAAAGCGUGAAAUUUCGGUGGCAUUCAACACCGAAGAAAAUUGAUUAAUCUCUUUUAUAUUCUUUUCUUUACUUUAAAUGGUGUCGAGGUUCUAAGUCAUAUAUGUUUAUCUUUUUGCUGUCUCGAUAUCUUUAAUGAAAACGUGUGUGCCGUUAAUAGCUAUGUAAAUAAAGAAUGCUCCUUUU